UAAAAAAAGAUAGAUCUCUCUCAAGUUUGAACUAUUUAUAUUAAGGGAAAUAAUAACAAGUCUACAUGUCCCUCCCAUUACCAAAACCACAAUAUGACUUUCUCAAAACAACUCUUUCUUUACCUCUUCUUCCUCUUCCCUCUCCUACACGCUUCACACACAAAUCAAUGCUCUUCUUCCUCGUGCGGUCUUGACGAUGUCCAUGUCCGUUUCCCUUUCUGGUUACUCUCGAAACAACAGGAGUUCUGUGGCCAUGCCGGAUUUAAUCUUCAAUGCACAAGUAGUCCCAAGACAGCUCUCAAGCUUCCUAAUUCCGGAACAUUUCUUGUCCGAGAGAUCGACUAUAUAAGCCAGCAAAUUCGUCUCCAUGACCCUGAAAAUUGCUUGGCAAGAAAGCUUUUGACCUUUGACAUAUCAGGAUCUCCUUUCUCUGCUCUCUACCUUGCCAGCUACACGUUCUUGAGCUGUCCUAAUGCGGUUGCAAAGUCGUCCAGGUUUGACUCCAUCCCAUGUUUAGGCAAUUCAACGACCUCGUUCUUGGCUACAACUAGUUUGGAUCUCGCAAAAUCUAUGCUGCCUUCUUGUCAGAUCGUCAAGACAUUAGCUAUUCCGGUUUCUCGGCGAGUUACUGCCGGAAAAUCAAGAUUCUCGACUGAUGUCAACGAAAAAGACCUUUGGCUGAAAUGGGAUUCACCAAGUUGUAGCAAUUGUGAGAGGGAUUAUUUGAGAUGUGGAUUCAUAAGCAAUACUUCUCUCCAAGUCAAAUGCUUCCCAUUUGAAAAAUCCGGCAACAACAACACGAGACUACAAGUGCUUAAAAUUAUGAUCCUGAGCAUAAUUGGACCGGUCAUGAUCUUUGCUACUUGUAUUGCAAUCGGAGUUUGCACCUCUGAAAGAUUCGCUUCCCGGAUACAACGCAACGUGGCUAUCGCCGCCUUGCAGCCAAACGAGGUUAUAGUCACGACGGGUCUUGACGAGUAUACAAUAGAAUCAUAUAAGAAAAUGGAAUUAGGAGAGAGUAGAAGAUUACCGGGAACUAAUGAUAUUGUUUGCCCCAUUUGUUUAUCGGAGUAUGUUAGCAAAGACACCGUGCGGUGCAUACCGGAAUGUGAUCAUUGCUUCCACUCUGAAUGUAUAGAUGUGUGGCUUAAGAUUCAUGGAUCUCCUUUCUCUCCUCGCUUUGAUAUCUUAUACACAUUCUUGACUUGUCCUAAUGAGGUCGUGUUGCCGUCUUGGUAUCCGUCCAUUCCUUGCCUAAGCAAUUCCACCUCCUCCUUCUUCGCCACGUCUAAUUUUGCUCUCGCACAAUCAAUGCUUCCUUCUUGUCAGAUCGUGAAGAGAGUAUAUGUUCCGGCUGAUUCUUCGACGUUUGGAGAAACAAGAUUCUCGAGCUACCUCAAUCAAAGCCUCGUGUUGAAGUGGGACUCGCCUGAUUGCAGAGAUUGUGAGAUAGAUAACUUGAGAUGUGGAUUCAAGAACAAAGCCUCCCUCGGAGUAAAAUGCUUUGGUGCUAAAAAAUCCGGUCAUAUAAGCAGUGGAGUAGUAGCAGUACUUAUAAUAUUGUCCAUAAUCGGAGGAGCACUCCUCUUUGCUGCUUGUAUCUGUAUGUUCUGUAUGUGCAACUCCCGGAGGUUCAAUUCUCCGAGCGGACAACCAAUAGAGGUUAUGGCCAGGAGGGGUCUUGACCAAUCUACAAUAGAAACAUACAAGACAAUGGAGUUGGGAGAAAGUAGAAGGCUUUCAGGGACUAAUGGAUCUCCUUUCUCUCCUCGCUUUGAUAUCUUAUACACAUUCUUGACUUGUCCUAAUGAGGUCGUGUUGCCGUCUUGGUAUCCGUCCAUUCCUUGCCUAAGCAAUUCUACUUCAUCCUUCUUCGCCACGUCUAAUUUUGCUCUCGCACAGUCUAUGCUACCUUCUUGUCAGAUCGUGAAGAGAUUACAUGUUCCGUCUAAUUCGCCAUUUGGAGAAACAAGAUUCUCGAGUUACCUCAACAAUCAAAACCUCCUGUUGGAGUGGGACUCGCCUGAUUGCAGAGGUUGUGAGGUAGAUUACUUGAGAUGUGGAUUUAAGAACAAGGCAUCCCUCGAAAUCAAAUGCUUUGAUGCUAAAAAAUCCGGACAUUUAAGUAGUGGAGUACUGGUACUAGUUAUAAGCUUGUCAGCAGUCACCGUCUUUGUCUUUCCUACUUGUAUCGCUAUCCGCCUUUACAACUCCGAAAGCUUCGAUUCCCUAGCUAUCGCAGCCGCAACCGUAAUGCAGCAGCCAAGAGAGGUUAGGGCCACAAGGGGUCUCGACCAAUCUACGAUAGAAACAUUCAAGAAAAUGGAGUUGGGAGAAAGUAGAAGGCUUUCCGGGACUAAUGGUAUUGUAUGUCCGAUUUGUUUAUCAGAGUAUGCAAGCAAAGAGACCGUACGGUUCAUACCGGAAUGUGACCAUUGCUUCCACGUGAAAUGUAUUGAUGUAUGGCUCAAGAUUCAUGGUUCAUGUCCUCUUUGUCGGAACUCACGUGCGUGAAGGAAAUGCUGAAAUGUAUGAAGUCUUCAACGUUUUGAUGAAUGUCACUAAUUUAUUAUGUGUUUUAUGGAGUGAAUAUUUAUGUUCUUGAUUAACGAUUAAUCAUAUGCUUAUAUUCAAUGUUGUGUCGAUGAAUGUGUUACGAUAAUUACAGGAACGAGAGAUGCUUUAUUGCCAAAGAUUUGAAGUUUCACAAUCACAUUUUACUGUCUUAACGAAUGUGAUCAACACAGACUCCUUAAUAACUUUUGCUAAAGUUG
Molecule: messenger RNA, 2774 nt
Organism: Arabidopsis arenosa
Lineage: Eukaryota; Viridiplantae; Streptophyta; Magnoliopsida; Brassicales; Brassicaceae
Source: the annotation of a GenBank genome assembly